AUGACAUUCUCAUGGAACCUGGAGAGCUGGGUCAGGGAGAGGUCAGCCCAGCCCUUCCACGGCCAGUUGGAGCAGCGUGCCUUCUGUCUCCCGGCAUCCCGUGGAGGACCCAGCACCUUCCGUGAUUUCGUGCCCUGCGUGUGCACUUCCUUUGCGGCCUUUAUCCUUGAGGAUGAGGAGGAUCUGUGUCUGUCUCCCUUGCAAGAAGUGGCUGAGUGGCAACAGUUUGACAGUUUGCAUGCAUUGGAAGAAACCGCCGAAUGCCCUUGUGACAGCGACGCUGAUUGCCUCACUUUGAACAUGGAACAGCUUCAUUUUUUGCUAACGGUACUGGGUCUGUUUUAUCCAUCAGGUCACCACCAGAUCAAGCAAGGGACCUGUGAGGUGGUCGCUGUCCACAGGUGCUGUAACAAGAACCGCAUAGAAGAGCGAUCACAAACAGUCAAGUGCUCCUGCUUCCCAGGGCAGGUUGCAGGUACAACUCGGGCUCAGCCUUCUUGUGUUGAAGCUUCCAUCGUGAUUCAGAAAUGGUGGUGUCACAUGAAUCCUUGCUUGGAAGGAGAGGACUGUAGAGUGCUGCCAGAUUACUCAGGUUGGUCCUGUAGCAGUGGCAAUAAAGUCAAAACAACAAAGGUAACACGGUAGCGAAGAGAGGUGUGCUUACUCCUGGAGGAGUGACAGACAGGAUGCAGAGGUCUCUUAUUUGGAUGAUUGUCUUGGCGGGUUUGGGGGAAAUCGUCUCGGAUUUCUGCAAUAUCACAUUUGCAUAUGUGUGCUACAAGGAGUAUCAUUUCCCUGACUGUCCCAGCCCUCUCCGCUUCAUGAAUUUAUCACACUGAAUUAUGGCCAUGGACUGCCAUGCAAUUCACACCCUGUCUGGAUCCCAGGGAACAUACCUCCGACAGACCCUGGAGGAACACAGCAGAGACUUCACGAUGGAUCUCCACUUGGCCUUCCACGUCUUUCAGCCUUCACAAAGGAACGUGGACAGGUUUACAGGGUCCUUAUUCUGUUCCUCUUUUGAACUUUUCCUUAGCCCUUGCAUUAAAGUGGUUUGAAAGGCAUCUCAGUACCAAAACAUUUUGGCAGAACAUAUUUGCAGAUGUAGAUUAAUGAACUCUGAUUAACUGCUGAAGAAGAUUCCUUUUAUAAAUCUUGACGAAUAGACUUAUUGGGGUUAUUGUGUGUGUAUUUGUAUUUUUUGCUUUAGAGGAUUUAAAUUUUUGCAUUUUAGGUUCUGUUGUCAGGUUAGCAGUAAUAAAAUAACACGUUAACUUCUGGGCACCAUUUUCCUGAGUGCUAAGGAGGUAUAUCUCAACUCCCAUAUUUUAUAACCAAAGCUUGAUCAUGACAUAGUCACAAAAGAAAUAAAACCUGUUGGGAUUUUUAUAGCUUAGGUGUCGUCAUAUAAAUUAUUUAAAUUAUAAAACCGUCUCUGUUUAGAUCAAGGGUGAUUUCUGAGAUCCAGUUUGUGUCAACUGUAUUAAACUAUUUUGUUAGAAGUCUUGAAAUGUUGAAUUUUUAGGCUGUAAAUGAUUUAUUCUUGGCUCUUCUCUCAUUUGUUAGUCAUUUUAUUUCUUUAAAUGUAAGUAAAAUCUGAGUCAUUUUUUUCUGGGUUUAAUGAUUUUUACAGAAGACAUGUGUCCACAUAUUCUCAGAUGCUGUCAUGCAGAAAUAUAUCACAGACAAAAAGUGACUGACCCAGAUUUUAAAUGCAUAAUGUCAUUAAAACACACACUACUGUAAUAUGGGAUUUUAUACAUUAAGAAAUGCCAAAAACAUCCUUUCUGCACUGUUUAUUAUCCCUGUCCUUUCACAAUUGUGGGGGGUGGAAAUAUUACUAUAACAUUUAUAGCAGUAACAAUUAUAUCUACUUGAUUUUAGUCUUGCAAAAAGAAUGGAAAUGGGGGACAUCCAUUUGUGGGCUAACUUUGUUUGAAUUUGACGGGUUCCUUACCAGGAUUAUUAUUGUUUUACUAGUAAGUAAAAACAUUCAUUCUGCUGAUGGCACCUAA
Molecule: messenger RNA, 2015 nt
Organism: Neogale vison (American mink)
Lineage: Eukaryota; Metazoa; Chordata; Mammalia; Carnivora; Mustelidae
Product: chemokine-like protein TAFA-2
Exons: 5
Coding region: 1-645 (214 amino acids)
Molecular function (GO): receptor ligand activity
Source: RefSeq, a predicted model, not a curated record